This is a messenger RNA of Funneliformis mosseae, 444 nucleotides long. The record is from the annotation of a GenBank genome assembly. NCBI's taxonomy places the organism in Eukaryota, Fungi, Glomeromycota, Glomeromycetes, Glomerales, Glomeraceae.
AUGGAAUUGAUUCAUUCUCCAAAACCUUCUCUUCUUCGUACGUGGUAUUUUCCUUCCGAGAAUACAUCUGGUUCCAAGUUUUAUGAUUUUUUUUUUAAAGCAUUUUCCUCAUUGUCUCGCUGGAACCGUUUCAAUGAUCAACCCAAAGCCAUCAAAUCGAAGCUUUGGAAGCUUAAAGACCAAUAUACCAUCACUGAAAACGGCACCACAUUUGGAAAUUUUACUAUAACUUAUGAUAUCGGUCAAAUCUUUGAUGGUACAGUACACAAAUAUACCAGGUAUAUCUCAACUAGGAAUCGGCAGUACAAAUGCAUAGGAUCCGGUGGACAAUAUACAGGUUUCGUAAGGUACAGAUAUUCCACUCGCAGAGAUUACAUUCACAUUUUGUGGUGUGUCGAUUUUGAUCGUCUUUUCGUUUGUGCGAACGAUCACAUUAUUUUCUGA